AUGGGGCGAGAAGCGAUUGAAAGUCAAAUCAUCCGGAUGCGAGAAUGCGGUGUAGAUGGCGGCGUUAUCGAAAGUAUAAUCACAACGACGACAUGGAACCUCGAGAAGUGUGUGGACGCAAGUAGACCGAUCUCCGGAUCCAUCUCAUAUCGCUUACAACUUGAUCGGGAUGAGUUGCUGGAGGAAGAAAACGCUCAACUCAAGAAUCGAGAGAUGUUUCAGCCGGAUAAAUUGUUCUUCACAUGGACACAAUUGCCGGGUUUUGAAAUAGUCGAAUCAUUCCUAUCGAGAAACUACGGCGAGCGAUAG
This is a messenger RNA of Puccinia triticina, 309 nucleotides long. RefSeq lists its product as uncharacterized. The coding region runs from base 1 to 309 and encodes 102 amino acids. The transcript is spliced from 2 exons. NCBI's taxonomy places the organism in Eukaryota, Fungi, Basidiomycota, Pucciniomycetes, Pucciniales, Pucciniaceae. The record is from RefSeq and is a predicted model, not a curated record.